Trypanosoma conorhini is the source of this 1716-nucleotide messenger RNA. Its product is annotated as tRNA/rRNA methyltransferase YsgA. NCBI's taxonomy places the organism in Eukaryota, Euglenozoa, Kinetoplastea, Trypanosomatida, Trypanosomatidae. The transcript has a single exon. The record is from RefSeq and is a predicted model, not a curated record. Gene Ontology annotation, molecular function: RNA binding; RNA methyltransferase activity. Gene Ontology annotation, biological process: RNA processing. Bases 1 to 1716 code for a protein of 571 amino acids.
AUGCGGCGCCUGCGUGACAGCGGUGCUAGUGGCAUGACAGCCAAACCGUCGCUCUUGGCGCUGCUGGCCGUUGCAACGACGACGACGACGACGACGUCGGCUGCGCAACCAGUGGUGCGCACACAAUACCGUCGGCAGUCAUUUUUUGGUGAACAAAGAGCAACGGCGCGGCGGUCGCGGCAGGCGCACAGCCAUCCAUUGGCACCGAAAGACCCUGCCGCACGCAACAUCGUCAUCCCAGACGCGGUGCACGCCAAGUCCCGCUCCGCCGCGGUGCUUCCCGCAGAGGUGCUGCAGAAACGGGCGCAGCGUGCACUCCUGAUGCAGCUGCAGCAGAACCUUGUCUGGGAGGGCACCGUCAUUGACGAUGAACGGCACGACUUAAUACAGCACUUUCUGAAGCUGCGUCAGAACCCCAAGUACCGUUCCUCAAAGCAAAUGAUGAUCUUAGGCGGCAAGGACAUGUUGCGGGAGCUGUUUGAGGACGGGCACGCGCCGCGGCAUCUUCUCAUCCGGGGCACACAGGAGGUCCCUUCGUGGGCGAAGAAGAAAGGGGUAAAGACGGAGAUUGUGCGCGUCGAUCGACACGUGGCGGAGGUCUGUGCCCCUGGCAACGACGGCUACAUUGGUGACUUUGACAUUCCCCCACCCCCGGCAAAGGAAAAUAUUAUAGCCAACAAGCAACGCUUUGACCGCGUCCUCGUGCUUGACAACGUGGACGAACCGGGUUUGCUGGGAACCUUGCUGCGGACCGCCGCUGGGUUUCAGUACGACGCGAUUAUCGCGACCAACCACUGCGCUGACCUUUACGACCACCGCGUGGUGCGGGCAGCUCGCGGCGCCCAUUUUCAGAAGGGAGUGCCGAUAUACACUUUGAAGGACGAGGACGGUGAUGACGUAUACGGUAUGCUGAACCACAUUCUACAGAGGAACAACAUGGCCACUGUUUGCUUUACCCCUGUCGAUGACGACGUGGAGGAUAAUAAUACCGGCCAGGCGCCACACUUGACGCCAUGCAGCUCCACUUCCCAUGUGGUCCCCGUUGCAAGGGAGGCGCUUUCGGACUACUGUCGUCGCUGUUUCAGAGAUGAAGAGGCGAGGGGUCAGCUCCUCAUCGCGGGCCCGAAUCAUAAACGCAAUUCGCUGAGAAGGUGGUCCAAACGGCUUGCCGGCCCCGUAACUCAGUUGCUACUUGAUGAGGUGACGCAGACGGAUUCGUUGGUGGCGCUUUCUAUCGUUCUUCAUGCCCUUCGACCGCAUGGAAACUUGGAUUACCUCCCCACAAGCGAUGCACAUGGCAGCCGCGCCGCGGGUCUGGAGCUGCAGACACUGAAGGCGAGGGUUGAUAUUGGUGCGGACCGUCUGGACGUGCGCGAAGCGGACUUGAACCUUGAUGAAGAAGAACAGGUAGAGAAGGCUCGAUUUAAGAAUGAGUUUAUGCGAUGGAAGCGGCUGCAGCGUGGGAAACUGAGCGACUACGAACGCUGGAUGGAGGCGGAGACGCAACGUGUGAGGGAAAUGGCGGCGAAUGAAAGGCGCCGGCAGGUGAUGCCGUGGGCUCGACUGCGUUGGCGUCACCAGAAGGGGGCGGCGGGGCUGCCGCCGUCGGUGCCAAACAUCAUUGACGAGUACCGUAUGCCGCUUGAUCGUGACGCGCUUCGUGAGGAACAGGAGUUAAGUGUGGACUACGUGAGGCCGGAGAACUAUAACCGGUAG